ACGAUCAAGGAAAUUACGGAAUAAAAUGUGGCGAGGCAAACUGUCUCUGUUGUUGUCGAUUACAGUGUUUGUGAUAGACAAAGGGUUCCAGACAUCUUUCAGACCUCAUUACUGUACACUGCAGUGUGUUUGCCAGGGUUCACCAGGAUGUGAGUAUUGCAGGAUUAGUAAAGAUGAUGUUGAAACUACACUUGGAUUCACCUCUGCUGGUCUCUUUGCAGGUUGUAUACCAUGGCUGUGUCAUUCUUUUUUAGGUCUGCAGAGUCCUGAGGUCUGCCAGCACUAUGUACAUGCACCAAGGAAUGUCACUAUUGAGUUUGUGGAAAGUCAAAAUCCUAAAUAUGAGACUGUUGUUGUGUCUUGGAGGCCUAGCCAAUACGGUAUUGCUUUUUUGCGUGGUUUCCUAGUUUCCCUCCAGACUCUAGGAGGCACUCAGAGCACAUGCCAACUCUUGCUUCUUCAAAAUAAUAUGUCAUUCUCAGCUGUGCAUGCUCAAAGGGUGUAUUACUCAGAUUUUUUCACAGAUCUUUCCCUUGGUACCCAGUAUGCAGUGACUGUGAUGGCACUUCCAGUUCCUGAGAUCUGGGAGAAAUUUUAUCAUAGAAAAUUGUUCUUCACUCGCUCAUGUCCUGAGAAAAAUGGCCUGGAGCACUGCAAGACAGACUGGUAUCCCAGAUAUAUUGAAGUCCACCAGGAAAACAAGGAUAUUGUAGUGACUUUUAACUUGGCACCUAAGAAGUUGGGAAUCUCUCGUUAUUUUUCAUCAUGCUUUGGAAGGGACUCACGCAGCAUAAUUACAGUUAUUCAACCAGACUUUAGUGUAAAUAGCACUCAUCAUACAUACCGUUUGCAGAAUCUCCACACAGAAACCAAUUAUACCUGUGAGAUUGCAGCAGAUAUUGUGGAUGCUGUAAGGAAGCCUUUCUUUGUUCAAGUGCAGCACACUGUGAAAGAUCCUUCAGCCUUGAACAAGGCAAGUGUCUCUUUAGCAGUUCUCUUCUCUGUGGGUAUUCUACUAGCAGUCUUCUUAUCAGUCAUCUUUACUAUUCACUGGCAGAAAAAACAAAAGCAAAAGGCAGCAAAAACGGAGACACCAUCAGACAUAACUGAGGAAUAUUAUGAUGAAUAUACAGAGCAUCAGUUUUUACCUUUAGAAAACAGGACCAGACCCCCUCGACUCCUUAUUUGCUACUCCAGCAGUGAUGGUUCUGCCCAUAUAAGGGUUGUCUUACAAUUGGCAACGUUUUUGCAAAAGCAUAUGGCUACUGAGGUACAUUUAGAUCUGUGGGAUGCCUUACGUAUGACAGAGGAGGGAGAUUUUGGGUGGUAUUGCAGGAAGAUGAAGGAGAGCGACUUUGUGCUCGUCAUCUGCUCUAAUGGUCUCAACCAGAGACAGCAUAACCAGAGAGAAGUGGAGGAAAGGACAAAUACCUCUCUCGCUAUUAUAGCCAUGAUUGGAGAAGAGUUAUUCCGUGCCAAAUCUCUGAGUCAGGACAUCUCCAAAUACAUAACUGCAACUUUUGAGUAUUCAAAGUCUUCAGACAUACCCACCAUGUUAAGUUUGGCCUCUCAUUAUACUCUUCCAGAGGACUUGCCACUGCUCUUCUCCCAUCUUCAUGGAGUGUCCUUGCAGAAGCCAGGAGCUUAUCUUCAAAUAGAAAACAUCUCAGAAAAUGGCUACUCUAAGCUCCCAGCUGGGGCAGCAUUAUUAUUAGCUAUAGAAGAUGCAAGCAUAUUUUUUUCUGGUUUGUAUCCAUCUGGGAAAAGAAUCGAAGGUCCUGGACAUAACAAAAUAGCAGGAGAUAAUGUGAUGCAAGAACCAAAACUAUCUUGCUCAACUUGAAGGUUUUUCUGUUUAAAUCAACCAAAGGUUCUGCAGGUAUUAAUAGUACCAGACACUGCUUAGAGGGACACUUCUUGAUUGACAUCCUGUGGGUAUGGCAUACAGGUUUAUGGAUGAUUAAAGAGUUAUCAGUUGCUAUCAACAUUGUAUCAAUGUAAUAUUGAUUUUGUCAUAAGCCAUCUACUAUUUUCACACAAGGGCUUUUAUUACAUCUCAAAUGUAACUCUACAACAUAUUGGUAUUUUUAAAGAAUUUGUUGGACACAAAGAAAUUAAAAGUAAUUAAAGGUGAUAAGAAGGUAACCUGACACCAAAUCCAGGACUUUUAAUUUACUAGACUUCUUUUGGCCUCAUAGAAAUGAUCAGUGUAGUGUAGGGCUAAAUUUCACUAUACGAUCAACAUGUUUUUCACUUGCACUUUAUUCUAGCUGUACGUAAAGCAUUGACCGAGAACUUUCACUUGGCUUUGGCUUUUUUCUCAUUCAAUCAAGGAAUUUGAGGAAUUAUUUUUUUCCUUAUUUUUGAAGGGUUUAAAAUGUAAUGGAUAAUUUACAUUUUGCAAUUUGUGGCAUGGCUUUCUAAGUUUUUACAUGAUUGUGUCACACAAUUAAUGCUGGUUUCCCAGGUGCACUUUUAUACGGUGAUUCAAGGUUUGACUUGUGCAUUUUGAGCUGAUUUUCUGCUCACAACAAUUUUACAGUAUGGCUAUCUGUGUUACUGUACUUUCUCUCAACAAGUUGUUUGAGGAGAGCAUAUUGGAUUUUUUUUUUUACUUUAUUGCACAGUUCACAGUAAACUUAAACUGUUUGUGCUAAGAAGAAAAAUCCCAGGAGAUCAUCAUUUAAGCAAUACUCAAACUAGCCAAAGUGGUACCAGUCAUGCCACUGUCAAAUCACUGAGAUCACAUUUUCCCCAUUUUGAUGGUUAAACAGGACCCAAAGUUGGAUAAGGUUCUUAUGCUGGAAUGCAGCAUUUCGUGUCUCCAAACUUAAUACUUCCCAUUUAAACCUAAAUCUUCUAUUUUGUUCUAGUCUCUCCACAAGAUAUUUUUCCAAUUGCCCUGAGGCUUAUACAGAUAAUCUUUAGUGAACUUCAGUCAGGCAGCAAUGUUUUUGGAAAGUGACUUUCUCUUUGGAUGUCUGCCAUGCACAAGAAGUUUAUUCAGUGUUUACCUGAUGGUGGACUCAUGAACAUUAACAGUAGCCAAUGUAAGAGACACUGUUGAGAAUUCUUUGUAGUAGGGUGGGAGGAGCUUUGUCUCCACAGCUGCGUUAAAUUGUUAAGUAGUGGCCCUUUGUUCAGUGUGUCAUCCAACAGCUCAUGGGGAGAUUCAGAGUUGAUGAAUGCUUGAAUUUAUACUAUACAACUCUGGUCUCAUGAUUGCCUGACAAUAAAAUAUUAACAAACUGGA
Messenger RNA from Tachysurus fulvidraco (yellow catfish), 3253 nucleotides. Its product is annotated as interleukin-17 receptor D. The transcript has 12 exons. Lineage: Eukaryota; Metazoa; Chordata; Actinopteri; Siluriformes; Bagridae. The record is from RefSeq and is a predicted model, not a curated record. The coding region runs from base 26 to 1843 and encodes 605 amino acids. Gene Ontology annotation, molecular function: protein binding; interleukin-17 receptor activity.